Molecule: messenger RNA, 820 nt
Organism: Carassius gibelio (silver crucian carp)
Lineage: Eukaryota; Metazoa; Chordata; Actinopteri; Cypriniformes; Cyprinidae
Gene: insl5a
Product: insulin-like 5a
Exons: 2
Coding region: 55-366 (103 amino acids)
Cellular component (GO): extracellular region
Molecular function (GO): hormone activity
Source: RefSeq, a predicted model, not a curated record
CCUGAGAGAGCUUGGCAGAAAACACAGAGGACCUUAGAGACACAGGAAGCCACUAUGAGAGGUUUUCACUGUCCUGCUCUGCUGCUGCUGUGGGCUGUGUGUAGCGUGUUAGACGUGCAGGCUGAUGACGUGAGGACGGUCAAGCUGUGCGGCCGAGAGUUCAUCCGUGCCAUCGUCUACACGUGUGGCAGCUCCAGGUGGAGGAGGCUCAGCAGUCCGCAGGAUAUGGAAGGGUUUUUUAAUGGAGAUCUAAGCAGUGCUGAGCAUCUUAGCAAGAGUCUGGGAUCUGACCUGGCCAGACGAGACCUGACUGAUGUUUGUUGUCAGUUUGGCUGCAAGAAAAGUGACCUAACAUUGCUCUGCUGAGAAAUGAAGCUGUGCUUUUCUUUUUGUCUCACCAUGUUUUCUUCCACAGUCUAAAUGAAUAUGAACACUUCUCAAGUGUACUCUAAGUGUACAGUCAGUUGUAAUUCAUUGACCGUCUUAAUUUGCCAGUAGAUGAAGCUAAUUUACAUAAAAAGCAUGUCUAAUUUGGGAUUAGAUCAUCUAAGAUGCUCCAUGAAACAGCAGCAGUGAAACUGCACAAUGAGGGGUUUAAUUCUAACUUGUAUUUUGUAAACUUUGUCAAUAAACAUUAUUUCAUAUGCAUUAAAAGGUGUUUAUUUUCCCCCAUAAAUGCUGUUAAACAAAUAUGGACCAAACUGAGUAAUAAUAUCUAAUUAUAUUGAAACAUUAUUAUUACAUAAUACAGAUGAGCAUUUCAGGCAUAAUAUUUUAGAAUGAUAUUAACUGAUAUAUUUGAAACAUGACACAAUACAUC